Trematosphaeria pertusa is the source of this 1704-nucleotide messenger RNA. RefSeq lists its product as uncharacterized. The transcript has 2 exons. The record is from RefSeq and is a predicted model, not a curated record. Gene Ontology annotation, biological process: endocytosis; intracellular protein transport. The coding region runs from base 1 to 1704 and encodes 567 amino acids. Gene Ontology annotation, cellular component: clathrin adaptor complex; cytoplasmic vesicle. NCBI's taxonomy places the organism in Eukaryota, Fungi, Ascomycota, Dothideomycetes, Pleosporales, Trematosphaeriaceae.
AUGAGCGCCAUAGAAGCUCUAUACAUCUUUGAUGAGCACAACACACCCCUCCUCGAACACACCUACACCGGCCGCCCACCCCCUGGCAGCACCGUCCUACCUCUCUACCUCUCUCACCCGUCCCCGCGGCCCUCCCUAAUAUACCUCCCAAACACGAAUCCCGCGACGCUCCUCUACUCCAUAAUCCAAGACCAACUGCUCUUCCUCUGCCCUUGCUCCUCCGACACCGAGCCCCUCCAAGUCCUCGAAUUCCUUCACCGUGUCGCCGAUGCACUAGAAGACUUCCUCGGCUCGCCACUCCUCGCGAGCAGGAUCGAGAGCAACUACGAUGUGGUGGCACAGCUGCUGAGCGAAAUGGUGGAUGGCGGGGUGAUAUCUUGCACAGAGCCGAAUGCGCUGAAGGAUGUAGUGGAGGCGCCUAGUUUCAUGAAGAAUUUGCUGGGUGGUGUGGGACUACCAAGCACAACGCCGAGUAGUUUGACUCCAGGUGCAACGCCGUUUUCGCUGGGCUCUGGGAGGAGUCCACGGUUGGGGCCAAGCGGGAAUACACAGGGGACAUCGCCUGUGCCGUGGCGGAAGGCGAAUGUACGGCAUACGUCGAACGAGCUGUAUGUGGAUAUAGUGGAGACUCUACAGGUCACGCUUUCACCUUCAGGUCGGCCACUCUCCGCAAUAGCGAACGGGACAAUAGCUUUCACAGCGAAAGUAUCUGGCGUGCCCGACCUGCUGCUACAACUCGGAUGUCCGGGCGGGAUAUCCAACUCUGUUUCUCUGCCUGUGUUCCAUCCUUGCGUCAGAUUGAACAGAUGGAAGGAACGGCCUAGCGAGCUCUCCUUUGUGCCGCCUGACGGACGCUUUGUGCUGGCGGGCUACGAGGUUGAUCUCCUUGGACCCGCGGCACUCGACUCAUUCUCCACAUCGACGACAGCGAAGUCAGCGCCCAAGCUCAAUAUCCCGGCCACAGUAUCUGUGCAGCCAUCUCUGGGUCCAACAGGCUCCGAUUUCGAGGUACGCUUACAACUGAACCCACGCUUCGCAGGCAAAUCAUCGAGUCCGCUUCCCAGCGCAACAGGGUCCUCAUUCCCAGGAAGAGGCGGGCUCGGACGUGGACUUGGCGGUCACCCCCAAGGCACGACAGCUGCGCCAAGCAUCGAGGAGAUGGUCGUUCAUAUCCCACUUCCUGCAAGUGUAAAGAACGUCAUGGAUCUGCGGGUAGUACGAGGAGCGGGCGACGCGGGCUAUGCACCAGGAGAUCGGAGUAUCGAAUGGAGAAUCAGCAGCAGAGAAGUCGGGAUGCUCAUUUCCAACGACCGUGGCGGCGGCAUCGGCGCCACAGCGACAUUGCGAGGUACUGUCAUUGGGCAAGACGAAGACGAAGGCCUUGAAGGUGGCGCCGUCUCACUAUCCAGCAACACAUACGACUACGACGACGACCAAACAUCAUCUUACCAGUCUCCAUCCGAAGCCCCAUCGAAAACAAAAGACGAAGGAUCAGAUGCCCGAAAGGUCAAGCAGAACAAGGUCCUCAUGCCAUCCUGUGCGACGGUGAGCUUCUCGGUGAAAGGUUGGCUCCCCAGCGGGAUCAAAGUAGAGAGCUUAACGGUUGAUCAGAAGAGGAGCAAGGGACUGGGCGCGGGUAUCACGCCGUAUAAGGGCGUAAAGUAUGUGUGUGUUAGUCGGAAUGGGGUAGAGAGUAGGUGCUAG